Molecule: messenger RNA, 5264 nt
Organism: Capra hircus (goat)
Lineage: Eukaryota; Metazoa; Chordata; Mammalia; Artiodactyla; Bovidae
Gene: ARAP1
Product: ArfGAP with RhoGAP domain, ankyrin repeat and PH domain 1
Exons: 35
Coding region: 275-4675 (1466 amino acids)
Biological process (GO): positive regulation of GTPase activity; signal transduction
Cellular component (GO): trans-Golgi network; cytoplasmic vesicle; plasma membrane
Molecular function (GO): phosphatidylinositol-3,4,5-trisphosphate binding; GTPase activator activity; protein binding
Source: RefSeq, a predicted model, not a curated record
CCCAUUCCGCGGAAGGGAACGCCGAGGCUGCGCGGCAGCUCUGCGCCCGGCACCUACUUCCGCGGGAGUUUCACUAGGUCACGUCUUCUGUACUGACUGGCGGCGGGGAUGGAGUCGCCUCCUGAGGAUAUGCGGUCGGACCAGAAACGCUUCCACCUCAGGCCAAGAUGAGGAGCCAUUCAGAGUAGCUGCCGCCUCUGGGGGACCCCGGCAUCCUGGGCAGCCCCACCGGUCUGGACAGAGCCCUGCUGGCUGGCCUCUGCUGGCAGGAACCAUGGCGGAGGCCGGGGACGGGGCGCUCUCGGUGGCGGAGUGGCUGCGAGCGCUGCACCUGGAGCAGUACACGAGGCUCUUCGAGCAGCACGGCCUGGUGUGGGCCACAGACUGCCAAGGCCUCAGUGACACCCGCCUGGUGGACAUGGGCAUGGUGCUCCCUGGCCACCGCCGCCGCAUCCUGGCUGGCCUGCUCCGUGCCCACACACCCCCAGCCCCUGCACCCCGCCUGGCCCCACGGCCCGUGCCCAUGAAGCGUCAUGUCUUCCGCUCACCACCCACGCCCACCACUCCCCCGGAGCCACUGCCUGCGGCUGGAGAGGAUGAGGGGCUGCCCACCGCCCCACCCAUCCCGCCCCGGAAGAGCUGCCUUCCGCCCACCUGCUUCUCCGCCCCAUCCACAGCGGCUCCAGACCCUGUGGUGCCCCCGCUGCCCGCCAAGCGGCAUUUGACAGAGCUCAGCCUUCCGCCCGUGCCCCCCCGCACCGGGCCCCCCCGCCCACUGGUGAGCCUUCCCUCCAAAGAAGAGAAGUUACUAUCACCACCAUCACCGCCCCCUCCCCAACCAGAGCCUGUGGAGCCUCCGGCCACUUUCCCCAGGGGGCCUCCUCAGCCCCUGUCUGCACCUUGCAGUGCCCCAGAGGUCCCUCCGAAGCCCCCCCGCCUGCCCCCGGAGUUUGAUGACUCUGACUACGAUGAGGUCCCAGAGGAGGGGCCGAGGGCCCCAGCUGCCGUGAUGACCAAGAAGGAGAGCGUGACACUGAGUGGGUCUGGGGGGCAGGAGGAGCCCCCAGCGAGUCAAGUCCCACGGGCCGUGCGUGUGGCCAGUCUGCUGAGCGAGGGGGAGGACCUGUCUGGAGACGACCAAGGGGAUGAAGAUGAGGAUGACUAUGCCUACGAGCAUGUCCCCAAUGGUGACUGGCACACCAGCAGCCUGAGCUCAUCUUUGCCCAGCAGCCUCCUGACCCCUGAGCUUCCCCCACACCCCAUGGACGGCCUGCCUGUGGGCCCCACCCCCACCCCACUGGUCAUCAAGGCUGGCUGGCUGGACAAGAACCCCCCGCAGGGAUCUUACAUCUAUCAGAAGCGAUGGGUGAGACUGGAUGCCAGUCACCUGCGAUACUUCGAUAGUAACAAGGAUGCCUACUCAAAGCGCUUUAUCCCCGUGGCCUGCAUCUCCCGAGUGGCUGCCAUUGGGGACCAAAAGUUCGAAGUGAUCACGAACAACCGGACCUUUGCCUUCCGGGCAGAGAGUGAUGCGGAGCGGAAGGAGUGGAUGCAGGCCCUGCAGCAGGCAGUGGCUGAGCAGCGUGCCCGGGCCCGCGUGUCUAGUGCUUACCCAUUGGGUGUUCAAGGCUCAGAGCCCCAUGACCAUGCUGGCAGCCUGGAGCUACGUGGCUUCAAGAAUAAACUCUACGUGGCCGUGGUCGGGGACAAAGUUCAGCUUUACAAGAAUCUGGAGGAGUACCGCCUGGGCAUCGGCAUCACCUUCAUUGACAUGAGCGUGGGCAACGUGAAGGAAGCGGCCGACCGGCGCAGCUUCGACCUCACCACCCCCUACCGCAUCUUCAGCUUCUCAGCCGAAUCAGAGCUGGAGAAGGAGCAGUGGCUGGAGGCCAUGCAGGGAGCCAUCGCCGAGGCCCUGUCCACCUCGGAGGUGGCCGAGCGCAUCUGGGCCAUGGCCCCCAACAGGUUCUGUGCUGACUGUGGGGCUGCCCAGCCUGACUGGGCCUCCAUCAACCUCUGUGUUGUCAUCUGUAAGCGCUGUGCAGGGGAGCACCGUGGCCUGGGCGCUGGUGUCUCCAAGGUGCGGAGCCUGAAGAUGGACAGGAAGGUGUGGACGGAAACACUCAUCGAGCUCUUCUUACAGCUGGGCAAUGCUGCCGGGAACCACUUCUGGGCAGCCAACGUGCCCCCCAGCGAGGCUCUGCAGCCCAACAGCAGCCCCAGUGCCCGGCGGUGCCACCUCGAAGCCAAAUACCGCGAGGGCAAGUACCGCCGCUAUCACCCACUCUUUGGCAACCAGGAGGAGCUGGACAAGGCCCUGUGUGCUGCAGUCACCACCUCAGACCUGGCUGAGACCCAGGCGCUCCUGGGCUGUGGGGCUGGGGUCAACUGCUUCUCGGGGGACCCCAAGGCCCCCACGCCCCUGGCUCUUGCCGAGCAGGCGGGACAGACACUGCAGAUGGAAUUCCUUCGGAACAACCGGACCACAGAGGCACCUCGGCUGGAUUCAGUGAGGCCCCUGGAAAAGCACUACUCAGUUAUCCUGCCAACUGUGAGCCACAGCAGCUUCGUCUACAAGACUGCUUCUGCAGGGAAGCUGCUGCAGGACCGCCGGGCCCGGGAAGAGUUCAGCCGACGCUGGUGUGUGCUUAGCGAUGGGGUCCUGAGCUACUAUGAGAAUGAGCGGGCAGUGACCCCCAACGGGGAGAUUCGGGCCAGUGAGAUUGUGUGUCUUGCAGUGCCCACUCCUGACACCCAUGGUUUUGAGCACACCUUUGAGGUGUACACAGAAGGAGAGCGGCUAUACCUGUUUGGGCUGGAGAGUGCAGAGCUGGCUCGUGAGUGGGUCAAGUGCAUUGCCAAGGCGUUCGUGCCUCCCCUGGCUGAGGAUCUGCUGGCUCGGGACUUUGAGAGGCUUGGACGCCUUCCCUACAAAGCUGGCCUGAGCCUACAGCAGGCGCAGGAGGGCUGGUUUGCCCUCACCGGCUCCGAGCUCUACGCUGUCUUCCCGGAGGGGCCCUGUGAGGAGCCGCUGCAGCUUCGGAAAUUACAGGAGCUUUCCGUCCAGGGGGACAGCGAGAACCAGGUGCUGGUGCUGGUGGAGCGACGGAGGACGCUGUACAUCCAAGGGGAGCGGCGGCUGGACUUCAUGGGCUGGCUAGGGGCCAUCCAGAAAGCAGCGGCCAGCUCUGGGGACACGUUGUCAGAGCAACAGCUGGGAGAUUCGGAUAUCCCGGUGAUUGUGUACCGCUGUGUGGACUACAUCACACAGUGCGGCCUGACCUCGGAGGGCAUCUACCGCAAGUGUGGGCAGACAUCAAAGACACUAAGGCUGCUGGAGAGCCUACGGUUGGACGCUCGCUCUGUGCGCCUCAAGGAGGGCGAGCAGCACGUGGACGACGUCUCUUCAGCACUCAAGCGCUUCUUGCGAGAUCUUCCCGAUGGGCUCUUCACUCGAGUCCAGCGCCUGGCCUGGCUGGAGGCCUCAGAGAUUGAGGAUGAGGAGGAGAAGGUGUCCAGGUACCGAGAGCUUCUGGCACGUCUGCCCCCAGUCAACCGGGCCACAGUGAAGGCUCUUAUCAGCCACUUAUACUGUGUCCAGUGCUUCUCAGACACGAACCAGAUGAACACACACAACCUGGCUAUUGUGUUUGGGCCCACGCUCUUCCAGACAGAUGGGCAGGACUACAAGGCCGGCCGUGUGGUGGAAGACCUCAUCAGCCACUACGUGGUGGUGUUCAGUGUGGACGAGGAGGAGCUGAGGAAGCAGCGGGAGGAGGUCACUGCCAUCGUGAAGAUGCGUGUGGCUGGCACUGCCAGUGGGACCCAGCAUGCUGGUGACUUUAUUUGUACCGUGUACCUAGAGGAGAAGAAGGCGGAGGCGGAGCAACAUGUCAAGAUCCCAGCAUCCAUGACCGCAGAGGAGCUUACCUUGGAGAUCCUGGAUCGCAGGAAUGUGGGCAUCAGGGAGAAGGACUAUUGGACCUGCUUCGAGGUCAAUGAGAGGGAGGAGGCAGAGCGCCCCCUGCACUUUGCGGAGAAGGUGCUUCCCAUCCUGCAUGGGCUGGGCACAGACAGCUACCUGGUGGUGAAGAAGCACCAGUCCAUGGAGGCCAUGCUGCUGUACCUAGCCAGCCACGUGGGCGAGACCAAGCACGGCAUGAUGAAGUUCCGAGAGGACCGCAGCCUCCUGGGCCUGGGCCUGCCCACAGGUGGCUUCCACGAUCGCUACUUCAUCCUCAACAGCAGCUGCCUGCGGCUCUAUAAGGAGGUCCGGAGCCAGAGGCCAUGGAGCGGGGCCCCUGAGACCAGUCACCGGCCUGAGAAGGAGUGGCCUGUCAGGAGUCUCAAAGUCUACCUGGGAGUGAAGAAGAAACUUCGGCCGCCCACCUGCUGGGGCUUCACGGUGAUACACGAGACGGAGAAACACGAGAAGCAGCAGUGGUACCUGUGCUGUGAGACACAGAUGGAGCUCCGGGAGUGGCUCGCCACCUUCCUCUUCGUGCAGCACGACGGCCUGGUGUGGCCCUCGGAGCCCUCACGCGUGUCCCGGGCAGCGCCUGAGGUCCGGCUGGGCAGCAUUUCGCUGAUCCCCCUGCGAGGCAGUGAGAAUGAGAUGCGCCGGAGUGUGGCUGCCUUUUCUGCGGACCCCCUUUCUCUUCUCCGAAACGUCUGAGCCCUGUUGGGACUUCGCCACGCCACCGCUGCCGUGAAGCCUUCCUGGGCAGACGCCCUCAUGCCCUGCGUGCCUGGCGUGAGCCAGCAGGGGCCUCCUGAGGAAGCCGCAUCCCCACGCCCCUCAUCCUGACUGCAGCCUGGGGUUCCCUGGCCAGGACAUGGGGGGCCAGGCAGCAGGGUCUGCCUGAGGAGGAAUCCCUUACCUGCUCUGUCCAGGUGCUCAGCCCUGCUGGCCUGCUCCCCCACAGGGUCACCCACCCUGACUUUGGAGGGGUUGGAAAGAUGGGUGUCUGUCAGGAACCCUGGCAGGCUGCCGUCCUUUCAGAGGCUCGAGGCCCUGAGGGCCCCGCUGGAAGGGAGCCCACCCUUUGACCACAAACUCCAGAACAGCCGAAAGCGGAUGCUCUGAAGGAACACUCAGCUGGGGUGGGGAGGGAGCUCUGGGUAAAUGUGUACAGGGCUGAGAACUGGACUUGGGGGACUUGAGCCCCUCUUCUAGUCUGGGCUUACUGGGAGGGCCCAGGCUGCCCGCGCCCCUUCCCCACUUUGGGGACCUUUUGAUAAUAUAAAUAUAUCUGUAUAUUUUA